Medioppia subpectinata is the source of this 831-nucleotide messenger RNA. The record is from the annotation of a GenBank genome assembly. Lineage: Eukaryota; Metazoa; Arthropoda; Arachnida; Sarcoptiformes; Oppiidae.
AUGCCUCUGAUAGUGAUGUGCGGAAUACCAAUGAGUGGUAAAACACAUGCAACCAAUCGAUUGAUACACUAUUUUGAAGACAAACACCAAUUGAAGGCAAUUGUGAUCCGUUUUGACACCAACUCUGUGGACACCAAACCCGAUGUCUUGUACACCGACUCCAAGACUGAGAGACAGAUGAGGGGUUGGCUUAAGUCGGAGGCGGAGAGGCAUCUGAUUGGUGACAAUUUGGUGAUAUUGGACGCAAACAAUUACAUCAAAGGCUUUCGGUAUGAAUUGUACUGCACUUCCAAAGAGCGGAAGACAACUCAUUGUGUGGUAGAAGUGGUCACUAAUGAAGACACGGCGUGGAAGAGAGCCGAUUCAACCCAAGACACCGACACUUAUGACAAACAAACUUUUGACGCUUUAGUGCAACGCUAUGAACGGCCGCAACCGACCAAUCGCUGGGAUUCACCACAUUUUGUCAUCGAUGGCGCUUCAGAUGACAUACCUUUUGAUGACAUAAUGGCAGCGCUUUAUCAACGAAAAGCUCCGAAACCUAAUUUGUCGACACAAUCGCCGGCUUUGAGUUCUACUAAUUGUUUGUAUGAAUUGGACUCAAAGACACAGCAAGUGGUCAGAGAUGUCCACAACUGUAUACAAAGCGGACAAUUGAAGAAUAUUGUGAUUCCGGACUCAAGACAAGCAUUAAAUUUGAAUAAAAGUCUUUCUGUGGCCGAACUCAACAAAAUGAGGCGUCUAUUCAUUAAUUAUAGUAAAACUCAUCCAAUUUGUGACAAUCAAUUGAUUUCCACUCUUUUCGUUCAAUUCAUUAAUAAAAGCGUUUAA